AUGGAGAACAAAAUCAAGAUUCAGGCUCUCUUAAUCGGUGCAGGACCAGCCGGUUUAGCUACAUCAGCCUGUCUAAACCGGUUGAGCAUACCGAAUAUAGUUUUGGAAAGAGAAGAAUGCAGUGCCUCUCUGUGGAAAAGAAAGUCUUACGAUUGUCUCAAGCUCCACCUCGCAAAGCAAUACUGUCAACUCCCUCACAUGCCGUUCCCUCCAAACACUCCUACCUUCGUCUCCAAGGCAGGUUUCAUCAGUUACCUUGAAGAGUACGCCACACGUUUCAACGUAAACCCUAGGUACAACCGUAACGUCAAGUCAGCUUACUUCAAAGAUGGUAGAUGGAUCGUGGAGGUGGAGAACGGAACAGAGAUAAGAGAAGUGUACUCGGCGAAGUACUUGGUCGUGGCUACGGGAGAGAACAGCGAAGGCGUGAUCCCGGAGAUUCCAGGGCUUGUGGAGAGCUUCGAAGGUGAGUAUUUGCACUCGAGCGAGUACAAGAACGGAGAGAAGUUCGCCGGAAAACAUGUUUUAGUCGUCGGAAGUGGGAAUUCCGGGAUGGAGAUAGCUUAUGAUGUCUCUAAGUGGAACGCUAAGGUCUCUCUCGUGGUUCAUAGCCCUGUACACGUGCUGACGAGAGAGAUUGUACAGAUCGGUAUGUGGCUGCUCAGGUUUUUCCCGGUAAAGUUAGUUGACCGUUGGUGUCUGUUCCUAGCAAAGCUCAAGUUUGGUAAUACUUCGAGAUAUGGGCUUAUAAGGCCCACUAAAGGCCCAUUUAUGAACAAGAUUAUCACCGGCCGGUCACCUACCAUAGACGUUGGAUGCGUCGGAGAGAUUAAAGCCGGCAAGGUUAUGGUUGUGCAGGCGAUUAAGCGUGUAGAAGGGAAGAGAGUGGUGUUCGUUGAUGGAAACAUCAAGACCGUGGAUACUAUUGUCUUUGCAACAGGUUAUAAAAGCAGCGUUUCAAAAUGGCUUCAAGUUGAUGAUGGAGAUUUGUUCAACGAGAAUGGGAUGCCGAAACGCGAGUUCCCGGAACACUGGAAGGGGAGUAACGGCUUGUACAGUGUUGGAUUUGCGAGACAAGGCUUGGCUGGUAUUGCAAGAGAUGCUCAGAACAUCGCUAGUGACAUUGCUUCUCUGGUUUUUCAGAGAAGCAUGAGCAAGCUCUUCAACUAA
Eruca vesicaria subsp. sativa (arugula) is the source of this 1170-nucleotide messenger RNA. The record is from the annotation of a GenBank genome assembly. NCBI's taxonomy places the organism in Eukaryota, Viridiplantae, Streptophyta, Magnoliopsida, Brassicales, Brassicaceae.